Python bivittatus (Burmese python) is the source of this 6763-nucleotide messenger RNA. Lineage: Eukaryota; Metazoa; Chordata; Lepidosauria; Squamata; Pythonidae. The record is from RefSeq and is a predicted model, not a curated record.
GGCAGGAAGGCGGUGCGGUCGGGCGGCCAUUUUGUGGCGCUGCUCGGUCGCUGGCGCCGGGCUCAGCGGCGAGUUGGUUUCAUUCUAACCCUUUUUUCCCGUACAGGCUCCUCGUCUAAAAGUUGGUUUUAAUUGGUUGCCCACAGGAUUGACUUGGCUUCUGCUACUUGUUAAGGAAAAAAAAAACAUCUCUCCUUGCAGGUGUGUGUAUUUCAGCGCAGCAUGGCUGUGGUCAUCCGCUUACAAGGUCUCCCAAUUGUGGCGGGGACUAUGGACAUUCGUCACUUCUUCUCUGGAUUGACCAUUCCUGAUGGGGGCGUGCAUAUUGUAGGGGGUGAGCUGGGUGAGGCUUUCAUCGUCUUUGCCACUGAUGAAGAUGCAAGGCUUGGUAUGAUGCGCACAGGUGGUACCAUUAAAGGGUCCAAAGUCACACUGUUGCUAAGCAGUAAAACUGAAAUGCAAAAUAUGAUUGAACUCAGUCGUAGGCGUUUUGAAACAGCAAAUCUAGAUAUGCCACCAGCAAAUGCUAGCAGAUCUGUUCCACCACCUAGUUCUGGAAUAAGUAGUAGGGUGACUCUUUCUACUACAGUAUCUAAUUUCAACAGCCCCUCUCCUAGUGUAGUAACUGCAGCUACUUCAGUUCACGAAAGCAGCAAAAACAUACCAACGUUUUCCACUGCCAGUAUGGGAACUGCACCUCCCAAUUUGGGUGUUACUUUUGGAAGUCCCACAUUUAGCUCUACUAUAUCUAGUACUGCAUCCCCAAUGAACACAGUACCACCUCCACCAAUACCUCCUAUUCCAGCUCUACCAUCAUUGCCCCCAAUGCCUUCUAUUCCUCCCAUACCCGUUCCACCUCCUGUUCCUACAUUGCCUCCUGUGCCUCCUGUCCCCCCAAUACCUCCUGUGCCUCCUGUACCACCUAUGACACCUCUGCCUCCUUUAUCAGGAAUGCCUCCUAUGAAUCCCCCACCUGUUGCUCCUUUGCCUGCUGGAAUGAAUGGGUCUGGAACAGCAUUGAAUCUAAGCAGUAACUUGAACCCGAUGUUCAUGAAUCCUAUAAAUGCUAUUCAGAUCAGUUCUCAAAGUAGUGUGAAAUCUCUUCCUAUCAAUCCAGACGAUUUGUAUGUCAGUGUUCAUGGAAUGCCAUUUUCAGCAACAGAAUCUGAUGUCAAAGAUUUUUUCCAUGGACUCCGUGUGGAUGCAGUGCACAUACUGAAAGAUCAUGUGGGACGUAAUAAUGGAAAUGGACUAGUUAAGUUUUGCUCUCCUCAAGAUACAUUUGAAGCCUUGAAAAGAAACAGGAUGCUGAUGAUUCAGCGUUAUGUUGAAGUUAGUCCUGCAACAGAGAGACAGUGGGUUUCUGCAGGAGGUCAUAUAACAUUCAAGCAAACUAUGGGUCCUUCCGGACAAAACCAUCCUCAAACUCUCUCUAUGUCCAAAUCUCCUAAUGGGCAGAAAAGAUCAAGAUCCAGAUCUCCACAUGAUCAGGGCUUCUGUGUUUAUUUGAAAGGUCUUCCCUUUGAAUCUGAGAACAAACAUGUAAUAGAUUUCUUUAAAAAACUAGAUAUUGUGGAAGACAGUAUUUACAUAGCUUAUGGACCCAAUGGGAAAGCACUUGGUGAAGGUUUUGUUGAAUUCAGGAAUGAAACUGACUACAAAGCAGCUUUAUGUCAUCAUAAGCAGUACAUAGGAAAUCGUUUCAUUCAAGUUCAUCCCAUAACUAAAAAAGCUAUGUUAGAAAAAAUAGAUAUGAUUCGAAAAAGACUACAGAAUUUCAACUAUGAUCAGAGAGAAAUUAUGAUAAAUGCAGAAGGAGAAACAAGCCCUUCUAAACUCUGUGCUCAUAUAUCUAAUAUCCCCUACAAUAUUACCAAAAUGGAAAUUCUUCAGUUUCUUGAGGGGCUGGCCAUAGAGGAGAACUCUAUACAGAUACUUGUUGAUACUAAUGGGCAAGGAUUAGGACAAGCACUGGUCCAGUUCAAAACUGAAGAAGAUGCUCGUAAGUCAGAGCGCCUACAUCGAAAGAAACUGAAUGGAAGAGAUGUUGUGUUAAGAGUGAUUUCUCUUGAAGAAAUGAGAGAAAUUGAGAGAAAUCCUCCCUCUCAAGGGAAAAAAAUGUUGAAAAUGCCAUUGCAAGGGAAUACAGCAAUGCCAGGAGUACAGAAUGCUGGUGGGGAUGAGCAUUCUUUCAUAAGUAGUAGUUCAAAAGAUGCAAAGAGUGGUCCUCCUUUUCAUUUUCCCAGCAAUUUCAGUGGUUCUAAUGCAUUUGGUCCUCCUCUUCCACCACCAGGAAUAGGAGGAGGUGGUUUUGGUGACUCCAGGCCAGGAAUGCCUUCUAUUGGAAGCAGUGGCUUGCCUGUCCUGCCUGGUACAGGUAUUGAUGUCCCAGGUUUUGGAGGUGGGCCUAGUAAUUUAACUGGGCCGUCUGGUUUUGGAGGAGGUCCUCAAAACUUUGGAAAUGGUCCUGGUAAUUUAACUGGUCCUCCUAGUUUUGGUAGUGGACCUCCAGGUCUUAGUAGUGGGCUUGGACACUUAAGUGGACCUCCAGGGUUUGGGCCUGGACCUGGAAACUUGCAUAUUGCUGGGCCACCUGGAUUUGGAGCUGGCUCUGGUAAGCCAGGGCCGACUGUCAUUAAAGUUCAGAAUAUGCCCUUUACUGUAUCAGUGGAUGAAAUUUUGGAUUUUUUCUAUGGUUAUCAAGUAAUCCCAGGUUCAGUGUGCUUAAAAUACAAUGAGAAAGGCAUGCCUACAGGUGAAGCAAUGGUUGCAUUUGAGUCUCGUGAUGAAGCAAUGGCAGCUGUUGUUGAUCUGAAUGACAGACCAAUAGGCUCAAGAAAAGUCAAACUUAUGGCUCACUGUGUGACCAAGGUGGAACUGUCCAUAUCCUGUGACAACCUGAUUGACAAAGAUGUUGGCUCAAAAUCUGAUCCUCUGUGUGUCUUGCUUCAAAAUGUUGGUGGCGAUCAGUGGACUGAAUUGGAUCGAACUGAAAAAAUAAAGAAUUGCCAGAAUCCUCAAUUUUCAAAAAAGCUGCUAAUUGACUACUAUUUUGAGAAAGUUCAGAAGCUGAAAUUUGGUAUAUAUGAUAUUGAUAAUAAGUCAUAUGACUUAAGUGAUGAUGAUUACCUUGGAGGAGCUGAAUGUACCCUGGGUCAGAUUGUAUCAAGUAAAAUACUUGUUCAGUCUUUAAUGUUGAAGAAAGGAAAGCCUGCAGGAAAAGGCAUUAUUACGAUUUGUGCAGAAGAGAUUAAAGAUACCAGAGUUGUUUCUAUUGAUGUUGAAGCUCGGAAUUUAGACAAAAAGGACUUUUUAGGCAAAUCGGAUCCAUUUUUGGAAUUCUAUAAACAGAGUGAUAGUGGAAAAUGGCAGCUUGUGUACCGAUCAGAGGUAAUUAAGAACAAUUUAAACCCUUGCUGGAGAAAGUUCAGUGUUCCUUUGCAAACAUUUUGUAGUGGUGACUUCAACAGACAAAUCAAGGUGCACUGUUAUGAUUAUGAUAGUGAUGGGUCACAUGAUUUAAUAGGCAGUUUUGAAAGUAUCCUGUCCCAGCUACAGAAGGCAGGUGACAGCUCUCCGAUUGAAUUUGAAUGUAUUCACCCUGAAAAAAAAAGAAAAAAGAAGAGUUACAAAAACUCUGGCAUUAUUAGAUUAAAAUCCUGCAAGAUUGAAACAGAAUAUUCGUUCCUGGAUUAUAUCAUGGGUGGUUGCCAAAUUAAUUUCACUGUGGGGAUAGAUUUUACUGGUUCCAAUGGAGAUCCAAAAUCACCAGAUUCUCUUCACUAUAUUAGUCCAAAUGGGAUAAAUGAAUAUCUCACUGCUAUCUGGAGUGUGGGUGGCGUGGUCCAGGAUUAUGACACUGAUAAGCUGUUCCCUGCCUUUGGGUUUGGAGCUCAAGUUCCUCCAGAUUGGCAGGUUUCCCAUGAAUUUGCAUUGAACUUUAAUCCCACAAAUCCUUAUUGCCAAGGAAUCCAAGGAAUUAUAGAUGCCUAUAGACAGGCCUUGCCUCAGAUUCGUCUCUAUGGUCCAACAAACUUCUCUCCAAUUAUAAAUCAUGUUGCUAGGUUUGCUGCUCAUUCAACACAAGAAAGGACUGCUUCUCAAUACUAUGUCUUACUGAUAAUCACAGAUGGGGAAAUAACUGAUCUGGACCAAACUAGGCAAGCCAUUGUAAAUGCCUCCAAGCUGCCCAUGUCUAUCAUUAUCAUUGGUGUUGGCAGUGCUGAGUUCAAAGCCAUGGAAUUUUUGGAUGGGGAUGACGGUGUCCUGAAGUCGUUGGCAGGGGAGCCAGCUGCACGAGAUAUUGUCCAGUUCGUGCCUUUCAGACAGUUCCAAAAUGCUCCUCGAGAGGCACUUUCCCAGGCAGUAUUGGCUGAAAUUCCUAAACAACUAGUCUCCUACUUCAAGAAAGCUGGCAUGGCUCCUCUAAAAUUGCCUUCAGAAAAGCAGCCAUAAAGUGAAGAAUAUCUUUAUUGUUUAAAUUAACAGUAAAGAAAAUAAUAUUGCAGAUAAAAUGUUUAAUAAUGAAUAGUAUUUAUCUUCUGGCAUAUAAUAACACUGCAUUCAAAACAUUUCUGUGGUUUCUGUGUAUAUUGCUCAUGUUGUAUGCAGAAAAUGUAUAGGAAUUCUCAUGACUAUUUUUUCUCAAAUCAUAAUGCUAUGUAGCGUGGGAUCAAAUUAAGAAACUUGGGUUUAGAACAAGAUUAAAACUUUGUAGUAUAUUUUUUCUGUUGAAAUUGUACCACCUGAAUGGGGUUUUAGCAGUGGUUUUGGGAAGGUGAUGGUACUUACUAGAUCACUAAAUGGUUGAUGGUUCCUGUGUUUGUACCCUCACACCUUUCCUUAUUAGCCAUAACCCUAAGCUCUUUUCUGGUUAUUUUUUAAAGGAAAUUAUGAUCAUGCAGAAGUAGUUGUUGGAACUUUGAUACUAUAUUAUUUUUUUAGCACAAGCCUAUAUUUUGUGCAAGAUAAUACCUCUUCUGAUUACAAGAAUGUCAGAUAUGUUACACAUAUCAAAAAUUCACUAAAAUAGUUGACCUAUGCACGAUUUCUUUCCCUAAUUUGAAUGCUAUGAAAAUCUAGCUGCUGUGAACCUUUUCUGUGUAUAUGUAUGUAUGUAUAUAUAUAAAUCAUUUAUUAUAUAUUGCUGGACAUUUCUUCUGUCAGUAGAAAGACAAAUUUCUUGCACUGAUAUAGCAUUGCCUUAAUUUUUGUGUGCCUUUAUGAAAUGCCAAAGAUUUAAAACUAUUUUCUUCAUAAAGGAAUUUUAAUAUACAUUUCCAAAACCUGAAUACAUAUCAAUGUUUAAUUUUUUAAAUGAUGCUAUUUGCAUUCAGACUUGUUUCUCAAAGGCAUUUUGGUCCUUAUGUUUCAGAUUAUGAGUAUUUUAAAAUAUAUUUCAGAUAACGUAUUUCACUGAUACUCAGUGGAGAACUAGCAGGAAAACAUGAGUAUAAUUUUCAAGAAUUGCUGUGCCACUGAUCCAUGACCUUCCUAAUUACAAGACCCUCAGAUGCUUUCAGUUAUAGCAAAAACUAUUUUAUAUUAAAUAAUUUCAGUUGUAUUUUUGGAAAGUUCAUUUCAUAUUUUCUAUAACUUUGGGGUAUGAAAGCUUUUUAAAAGAAAGUACAUAUCUUAUUGAUUUAAAGGAAAAUGUGUUUGAAUAACUUUAAUGAUUAAUAAUAUCAAGUAUUAUUUACAAAUCCAAACAUAAGGAAAUUAAAUCUGUGCUUAUAUAGUGAAAUAGCCUAAUGCUGAAAUUGCAGUUUGAUCCAAAUAGAGCUGCUUUCUUAGUGAAUACAUCAAGCUCUAACAUGCUUAAAAUAUAAUCACAUUAUUUAUCAUGUUACAUUUCAGUUGAAAUGAACUCUAUAAUAGUGAUAUAGUGUCCAUUUUCAAACCCUUGAGAAAAGUUGCUUUGACUGUACUUUCUAGAGAGGUCUAGACCUAUUCUCUAUCACAAUAGAUCACAGGACACAUAUAAUAAAUUUAAGUUUUAGGGAGGCUGUUUCCAUAGUUCAAUCGUGGAACCAGUUAUGAGAGAAGAGAUUAUAUUUGUUUUGCUUUGGGAUCUUUUAGGAUUUCUCAUUUGACAGGGGUUUGGAUUCAAUUUCUAAGGCUUACUCUACACUCAUACCAGAAUGGUCACAGUUGAUUUCUAAGAUGGUAAAAUAGAUCAUACCAAUUUAGACUGUAGGUGGGAAGCAUUCAGUAAUUUUAAUAAUUAUUUAUAUUAAAAUUAAAUAUUUCUCUGAAGUAGGAAAUAAGAGUGCUUUUUUAUUUGGAGGAGCAUUCAGAAGGUAUUCUUACCCUAGCACUCCCAAAUUAUAGAACCCCUUUUCUAUCUGUCUCAAGUAUUGUUAUAACGUUCUGCUGCAUGUGUAUACCAUGUUUCAAAUUGGGUUUCAAUGGGAAAUUUAUUUCUUUUUAAAUGGUAUAUUGUGGAAAAAAAUUAAAUUAUAAUGGGGUACAGGAAGUCCCCAGUUUAAGAACAAAUUCCGUUCCCAAGAUCUGUCCUUAAGUCGAAUGUUUAUGUAAGCCAGAACAGAUUUUUUGUAUAAUACUAUGUGAGUAGUAUUAUGUAAUGAACUCAGACUAUUGUCUAUCUAACUUGAAUCAGUGUGUAUUUAACUCGAAUUUUACUACAAUAGGCUCUGUUCUUGUGGGAGAUCAAGGGUAUCAGGAAGAAGGGGGUGCAUUCCAGGAGGGGGGAGGAGGCAAGAGGCAGCAUAGUCCACAGGGGGAUUGUGAGAACAGAAAGAGA